Lasiosphaeria miniovina is the source of this 1114-nucleotide messenger RNA. RefSeq lists its product as uncharacterized. Bases 214 to 948 code for a protein of 244 amino acids. The record is from RefSeq and is a predicted model, not a curated record. Lineage: Eukaryota; Fungi; Ascomycota; Sordariomycetes; Sordariales; Lasiosphaeriaceae. The transcript is spliced from 2 exons.
ACAACGGUAACCCCUCGUCCGCUCUCAAUGGGACACACCCGCUGAGUUCACCGCCGGAUCGGCAGUUAUCUCGUUUCCUUGCCAUUUGCUCGAACCGUAGGCUGGCGUUGAUGUGCUGCUGCUUUAUUUUCGUGUCUUGUCGUCUUCUCCCGACGGCUGGCCGUGCAGGAUCUAGCUUCUCCGCUUCCUCCUGCGUUGCGCAAAUGUGCAAAAAUGCACUCCUCCACCUCUCGGCUGCCGCUGCUUCCUCUGGGGCGGGCCAGGUAUCGCUGGCACCCGCUUGCUGUGCUUGCCAUCGCCGUCCAUUUCGGUCGGGGUGCCGCUGGGCAGGCAGGGCGCCGAGGAGAGGACUCUUGUGGCUCAGUCGGUCACAAGCACACACCAAUGGCGUUGCUCUCCUCUGCCUACCCCAUUCCUGGAGGGUUUCGAUGGUUGGUGCGGUGGCACAAUGGGGGAAGCACGCGACCUGUCCCUGUUGCCGUGUGGUGUGUGGGGAUGGAUGGGACGGGCUGUCCUCGAGUAUGGCAGGUAUCUUGUUGGGUGUAUGGUGGUGGUCUGGCUAUCUCUUUGGCUGAGCAACCCCGGAAGGCCGUUCAAUCGAUUCUGACUCCCCAUCUUCAGCGAAUGUGUGCGAGGCACUCUGCAGCACCACAUGUGCGCCCUGCAAGCAACCUUAGUCAGAUCUGGCAGGUCCCGCCGUCAUUGGCUUGCCAACGGGGUGCAGACAGCUUAUCUGCAGCCUUUGCGUCUCUGGCUGUUCUUUGCUCUGCUUGUCUCUGGAGCCCAUUCGACGUCUCCGAUACCACAUUGAGUAACACCCCCCCUGCUGUGUUUUCUUCCCAAGUCGCAAUUGGAUCUGGCAAGCUGCCCGACUCGAGUUCCCUAUUUUCUGUGCGUUGGGAAGCGGCCCACGGAGCUCUUCACUGCUUCUGCGACCCAGUAUCGUGAGGCAGAGCCACAGGAAGCUUGUCUGCAAGGGGCAUUCCCGUCAUCGCGAAACCCGUCAGCCCGCCUCUUGGUGAAAACGACGGGCUGGUUGGAGACUCGACUGGCAUGGACACAAGCGAUGUCGGUUCCUCAAAGCUGUCAAACAUGAGCCUUGAUUACUGUCCGG